AUGUGUAGAGUUUGUAGGAGUUUAAUAACUGUUGUUAUGCCGUGCCCCAUCAGCCGGCUUUCGAAAGAGCUAAAAGAAGUUCAGCGUGACCCUGACAAUGAUGUUGUGCUAAAGCUGGCGGAAUCAAAUAAUUUAUUUUCAUGGGAAGCGGUGUUAGAUGGACCUCCAGACACACCGUAUGAAGGUGGUAGUUUUUGUCUUCGUUUACAAAUACCACCGGAUUACCCAAUGGUGCCUCCCGUUGCGUGGUUUGUGACGAAAGUUUUUCAUCCUAAUGUUAACUUCGAUACGGGCGCUGUGUGCCUUGAUAUUUUGAAAAGUCGGUGGUCUCCUGCGUGGACUAUUUCCAGUGUUUGUCGUGCAAUCAUUAGUUUGCUAACGGAACCUGACGCCAGAAGCCCCUUCAACUGCGACGCGGGAAAUUUGCUACGCGCAGGAGACGUAAUGGGUUAUAACUCACUUGCACGUAUGUAUGCUAUUACUGAAGCUGGUGCACCACCUUUCAAUGAUGGGGAGUAG
Molecule: messenger RNA, 519 nt
Organism: Trypanosoma brucei brucei TREU927
Lineage: Eukaryota; Euglenozoa; Kinetoplastea; Trypanosomatida; Trypanosomatidae
Gene: Tb927.8.920
Product: ubiquitin-conjugating enzyme E2, putative
Exons: 1
Coding region: 1-519 (172 amino acids)
Source: RefSeq, a predicted model, not a curated record